Penicillium arizonense is the source of this 1458-nucleotide messenger RNA. RefSeq lists its product as uncharacterized. Bases 1 to 1458 code for a protein of 485 amino acids. Gene Ontology annotation, molecular function: DNA-binding transcription factor activity, RNA polymerase II-specific; zinc ion binding. The record is from RefSeq and is a predicted model, not a curated record. The transcript has 2 exons. Lineage: Eukaryota; Fungi; Ascomycota; Eurotiomycetes; Eurotiales; Aspergillaceae. Gene Ontology annotation, biological process: regulation of DNA-templated transcription.
AUGGUUGGCGUUCCCAAAAGUAAGGGCUGCCAAAUAUGUAUCAAACGACGUGUGAAGUGUGAUCUAUUACGACCGAAAUGUACCCAAUGUCAAAAAUACGGCGUCGAAUGCCCGGGCUACAUCAGAAACCGCAAGUUCAUGGACGAAGGACCACAGCUCCGAACCCGAUUUGCCAAAAAGUCAGAACCAGCACCCGAGUCCAUCGACGAGCGCAUUGCACCCUCACUAGUUGCCCGAACAAUGGGCAAGCAACAGCCGGUGAUAUUCGGCGACUUCGUCAUGGCCUCAUUCACACGCUGGUUCGGGUUAAACCGAUACCGAGUGCACGUACCGUGGACAACAUAUGUCGCGCAACAUGGCGGGAAAAGUCCAGCAUUUGACGCGGCCGUCUACAGCAUGAACUUAGUUUUCAUGGGAUACACCCAUAUCGAUGAUAAGCUGCGGCGCUCGAGUCAGGAGAUGUACAGUAAGGCGCUUCGGUUGUUCGGCGACAGGAUCCGAGACGAGGCUGCGAUGAAAUCUCGUGAAAGUGUUAGCAUUACUAUCGUGCUAAGCUUGUUUGAGGCAUAUUCUCGCACGAAUCCGAACUCCUGGGCUCACCAUGCUGGUGGUACGGCUCUGCUCAUGGCUCACCGUGGCCCUGAGGCUCACUUGACAGGCUUUGAUCGCUGUCUUUACCUUUCUUUCAGGAGUUUCAUUAUCGCCGAGGCUUUUUUGAAUGACAAGCGCUGUAUAUUCGAGCGGCCGGAAUGGCAGGCACAUGUUCAUCAAGUUCGCCGUGAAGAUAUGGCUGAUCCACGGGUUGAUGGACCCAUUGCUCUUUUCAUCGACUUGCAGGAUCGAAUCUUUAUUGAAGUCGCUAAGAUCCCAGGUUUGCUGUUUGAGUCUCGACGACUGGGACAAACGGAUAACCCAGGACAGGCUGCACAGCAGCUCUCGGCACGAGCCUUGAGCUGCAGCCAGGUUAUCUAUACACUCUCGGCUCACCUUCGCUUAGCAGCUGCGGUACAGAAAUAUCAAUGGUGCAAGCCAGAUGAUAAUAACGGCACUGAAUCUAGCGACAAGGCGGCUUUCAUUGGUCCUAUUCCCUCGACGUUCCCACAGGAAUUUGCAAACAGCGUUCUUCGUGGCUGCGACAUCUGUAUGUACAUUCUUGGUCUUCUGGUCGAUUACCUUGACGGCUACAAGGCGGACACUCAAUCCUGCGAUGGGGACCAAAUGGUGGAUCCUUUACCUUUUCAUCUCGUUUCUAAACUUCGGGGGUCCAAAGGCGCCAACUCAACACCCAUUGAAGCGGAUGGCCCUGAGAAAGAUCUGCCAUCUCCCAAUAAAUGGCUUGAUCUGGUUGCAGCUUCCAUGGGACUGGAGGCAUUUGAUAUCAUCACCUACCCAACCAAAAGUCGCUCGCCUGAACCUGUUGUUGAUGACCCCCGGGAUGCUGUUCUCGCGGUGCGAUGA